AUGAGCUGGGGACCUGGUUUUGUGGGAGCCCUCAGAGAACUACCGAAGGCUGCUGUAGUGGACUUGGUACAGUGGCAUGCUGACUCUGAUGUCCAUGGUGAAGUUAGGCACCCACUUUAUUCUCCUUCUCCCAUAGGGUGUUUGUCUCUAUCAGUGCUGAGCUGCCCAGGCUUGGUAGAAGGAAAUCAUCACUCUCAUACUUUCCUUAAGGAAGGAACCUAUGUCUUCAAGAAGGGAAGUAACAGCACAAACAGUAUAAGAACAAAGUGCACUGAUCUUCAAAUGCCAUUUCAGUACUCUCUCUAUGCAACCACCUACAUCCUUAUAUUCGUCCCUAGUCUUCUGGCCAACAGUGCAACCUUGUGGGUUCUGUGCCGCUUCAUUAACAAGAAAAAUAAAGCCAUCAUUUUUAUGAUCAACCUCUCCAUGGCUGACCUUGCCCAUGUGCUGUCUUUACCCCUCCGGAUUUACUAUUACAUCAGCCACCAUUGGCCUUUCCAGAGGACCCUUUACCUGCUGUGCUUCUACCUGAAGUAUCUCAACAUGUAUGCCAGCAUUUGCUUCCUGACAUUCAUCAGCCUUCAGAGAUGCUUCUUUCUCCUCAAACCCUUCAGGGCCAGAGACUGGAAGCAUAGGUAUGAUGUGGACAUCAGUGCUGCCAUCUGGGUCAUUGUGGGCACUGCUUGUUUGCCACUUCCAAUUCUGAGAAGUGCUGGCUUAGCCAACAACACUGAAUCCUGCUUUGCCGAUUUAGGUGUUCCACACAUCAGCAUGGCUUCCUCCUCUGGCAUGAUAACUGUAGCUGAACGGGGGUUUGUAUUACCUGUUAUAAUUAUUACUUAUUGCACAUGGAAAACGAGAAAGUCUUUACGGGAACUUCAAGUUCCCCCUCAGAAUACCAAAGAGAGAAAAAAGGCUUUAUGGAUGGUCCUGAUAUGUGCAGUGGUGUUCAUUGUGUGUUUUACCCUCUACCACCUCAACUUCCCACUAUUUAUGAUGGUGAAGCAACAUGUUCACUCAUGUGUGAGAUGUGAGGAUAGUGUUUUGGAAAUUCAUUGCAGGAAGGAGGAUCUUCAAACUAUUUCUCUUGAAUUUUUGAAUAUUCCAAGACAAUGUAAUCAAACAAUUAGCUAG
Messenger RNA from Rhinolophus ferrumequinum (greater horseshoe bat), 1134 nucleotides. RefSeq names its product putative P2Y purinoceptor 10. The record is from RefSeq and is a predicted model, not a curated record. NCBI's taxonomy places the organism in Eukaryota, Metazoa, Chordata, Mammalia, Chiroptera, Rhinolophidae. Gene Ontology annotation, molecular function: G protein-coupled receptor activity. Gene Ontology annotation, cellular component: membrane. Gene Ontology annotation, biological process: phospholipase C-activating G protein-coupled receptor signaling pathway; positive regulation of Rho protein signal transduction.